This is a messenger RNA of Anopheles maculipalpis, 2156 nucleotides long. It is a transcript of the gene w, whose product is annotated as protein white. Gene Ontology annotation, cellular component: plasma membrane. NCBI's taxonomy places the organism in Eukaryota, Metazoa, Arthropoda, Insecta, Diptera, Culicidae. The transcript is spliced from 4 exons. Gene Ontology annotation, biological process: transmembrane transport. Gene Ontology annotation, molecular function: ATP hydrolysis activity; ABC-type transporter activity; ATP binding. The record is from RefSeq and is a predicted model, not a curated record. The coding region runs from base 68 to 2155 and encodes 695 amino acids.
GAAUACGCAACGCAACUAGCAAGCGCCACGAUAUACGACACACCGAACCUCGGCACGUAUACGCACGAUGACGAUCAACACCGACGACCAGUAUGGGGAUGGGGAAUCGAAAACAACCCUCAGCUCCAGUCGGCGCUACAGUAGCAGCAGCUACCAGGACCAGAUGGACGAUGCGCUAAAUACGACGCUAACGAACGACAAGGCUACCCUAAUACAGGUGUGGAAACCGAAGAGCUACGGUUCGGUCAAGGGUCAGAUACCACAGCAGGACCGGCUCACCUACACCUGGAAGGAGAUCGACGUGUUCGGCGAGGCGCCCUCCGACGGAAAGUCCCGCGAGCCACUUUGCACCCGGCUGCGCAACUGUUGCACACGCCAGCGCAAAGACUUUAACCCGCGCAAGCACCUGCUGAAGAAUGUGACCGGUGUUGCCCGGAGUGGCGAGCUGCUCGCGGUGAUGGGUAGCUCCGGUGCCGGUAAGACGACCCUGCUGAAUGCUCUCGCCUUCCGUUCACCGCCGGGUGUGAAGAUUUCACCGAACGCCGUCCGUGCGCUGAACGGUGUCCCGGUAAAUGCGGAACAGUUGCGCGCGCGGUGUGCCUACGUACAGCAGGACGAUCUGUUCAUACCGUCGCUGACGACACGCGAACAUCUGCUGUUUCAGGCAUUAUUGCGAAUGGGUCGUGAUGUGCCGGCGAGCGUGAAGCAGCAUCGUGUGCAGGAGGUACUGCAGGAGCUGUCACUGGUAAAGUGUGCCGACACAAUCAUUGGGGCACCCGGUCGCAUCAAGGGUUUGUCCGGAGGGGAGCGUAAGCGGCUGGCGUUUGCAUCCGAAACACUGACGGAUCCGCAUCUGCUACUGUGUGACGAACCCACGUCCGGGCUUGACUCCUUUAUGGCGCACAGUGUACUGCAGGUGUUGAAGGGUAUGGCGAUGAAGGGUAAAACCAUCAUUCUCACAAUCCACCAACCGUCCUCGGAGCUGUACUGUCUAUUUGACAAGAUACUGCUGGUGGCGGAAGGUCGUGUAGCGUUUCUUGGCUCACCGUACCAGUCGGCGGAGUUUUUCUCUCAGCUCGGAAUUCCCUGUCCGCCUAACUACAAUCCGGCCGAUUUCUACGUGCAGAUGCUGGCGAUAGCACCAGCCAAAGAAGCCGAAUGUCGCGACAUGAUCAAAAAGAUUUGCGACUCGUUUGCGGUUAGCCCGAUUGCGCGGGAAGUACUCGAGACGGCUUCUGUUACGGGUAAGGGCAUGGAUGAGCCCUACCUGUUGCAACCGAUGGAAGGUGUCGGUAGUACCGGAUAUCGUUCCAGCUGGUGGACACAGUUCUACUGCAUUCUGUGGCGUUCAUGGCUGAGUGUCCUGAAGGAUCCGAUGUUGGUAAAAGUGCGCUUGCUACAAACAGCGAUGGUUGCGACCCUGAUCGGUUCGAUCUAUUUCGGCCAGGUGCUUGACCAGGACGGUGUCAUGAAUAUCAACGGUUCUCUCUUCCUGUUCCUUACCAAUAUGACUUUCCAGAAUGUGUUCGCCGUGAUCAACGUGUUCUCAGCCGAGUUGCCGGUAUUUUUGCGCGAAAAACGUUCCCGACUGUACCGUGUCGACACGUACUUCCUUGGUAAAACGAUCGCUGAGCUGCCAUUGUUUAUCGCCGUACCAUUCGUCUUCACCUCGAUCACAUACCCGAUGAUUGGAUUGCGUGCCGGUGCGUCGCACUACUUCGUCACGCUGUUCGUGGUGACGCUCGUCGCGAAUGUGUCCACUUCGUUCGGGUACUUGAUAUCCUGUGCCAGUUCCUCUAUCUCGAUGGCCCUGUCGGUGGGACCGCCUGUGGUCAUCCCGUUCCUGAUCUUCGGCGGUUUCUUCCUGAACUCAGCCUCGGUGCCUGCAUACUUCAAGUACCUUUCCUAUCUGUCCUGGUUCCGGUACGCCAACGAAGCACUGCUGAUCAACCAGUGGAGCACGGUGGUCGAUGGUGAGAUUGCGUGCACACGCACAAACGUCACCUGCCCACGAUCGGGCGAGAUCAUACUCGAGACGUUUAACUUCCGCGUGGAAGAUUUUGCGCUAGACAUUGCCUGCCUGUUUGCGCUGAUUGUGCUGUUCCGCCUCGGUGCACUAUUCUGUCUAUGGCUGCGGUCGCGCAGCAAAGAGUAGG